AUGGCUAACGUAUGUUAUGCUUUUCUUGAUGAGGAUCGUGUUAUCACUCCAGAAGACCUCCCGAGCUUUCCUGGAGCACUUGAACUGAAAGCCAGCUUAGCUCAUCUGCUUGCUCGUUGGCAUCGGCAAGGAGAUUCAAGUUUCAAGCUUUAUGAGAAAGACGAUGAGAAGCAGCGACUGCGGUCAUCCAAAGACAACCAGCUUUUAAGUUCGGCAAUUCACGGCCCGCCAAGUCCGGCUGAUGAGCCAGAGUGUGAAGGUAGUUGCUAG
Messenger RNA from Protopolystoma xenopodis, 270 nucleotides. Lineage: Eukaryota; Metazoa; Platyhelminthes; Monogenea; Polystomatidea; Polystomatidae. The record is from the annotation of a GenBank genome assembly.